CAGGUUAGUUUUCCUUCACAAUAGUAACCUGUUCUGCCUAGGGGAGUGACAAGGAGGAGACAACUCACGACUGUCAUCUCCAAGAGAGAGCGACCUGCACGCAGUUUUGAUCGGUGACGUGCAUAGGCGUGUUCGACAACCGCAUACGAGUUUCAGCAUCCGUAAUCAAAAGAAACGCAGAUUCUCCUCGGAACAGUGCAGCAGUGACUGGAUAAAGUGAAGAGUUGAGACCUAGGUGGACCAGAGGAUCCCAGGAUGCCCUCUCACAACAAACGCACCUCUCCUUCCUACCAUCCCGGCAGCAGACGCCAUGAACACAGGCACAAGCAUAGUGAGCAUGUCUCCAACCCAGCCUACUCUUUCUACCCAGAGGAGGAGCUCCUCCACUUCUACCGCUGGACCUCUCCUCCAGGGGUGAUGAAGAUCAUCUCCAUCAUCAUCAUCAUCAUGUGCGUAGCGGUCUUCGCCUGCGUGGCGUCUACGCUCGCCUGGGACUACGACAUGAGCAUGAUGGGAAUGAGCGGUGGCGUCGGCGCCGGGAUGGGCAUCGGAGGCGGAGGAUACGGUGGGAGCUACGGCAGUAGUUAUGGCGGAGGCUCGUCCUAUGGCAGCGGUAUCGGCGGAGGCUCGUCCUACGGCGGAGGUAGCUACGGAAGCGGGACCCAGACUGACCCCCUGGCGGGGAAGGGCUUCAUCAUUGCCAUAGCAGCCAUCACCUUCAUCGCCGUGCUCAUCAUCUUCAUCCUAGUGGUGUCGCGGCAGAACGCGUCCCGCUCGCCAAAGUUCUACCUGGGGGCCAUCAUCGUGUCUGCCAUCUUGGCGAUACUAAUGAUCAUCGCUACUAUAGUCUACCUGGUGGCAGUGAACCCCACAGCCCAGUCCUCAGGGUCCGUCUACUACAACCAGAUCAUACAGCUGUGUUCCCAGUACCAGAAUCAGAACCAAGCCCAGGGCAUCUUCAUCAACCAGUACCUCUACCAUUACUGCGUGGUGGAACCUCAGGAGGUCAUAGCCAUCAUCCUGGGAAUCUUGGUAUUCGUGGGUCUGAUCAUCCUGCUGGUGUUUGCUGUGAAGACGCGUCAGAAGAUCAGACGUUGGGGCCCAGACAGAAUCCUCUGGGAGGAGACCAAGGUUAUCAGCAACAGCCUGCGCACACACACCAUCGGAGAGUGGGUGAAUAACGUGUCUGGUCAGCCGGACACUCUGGUGAAUGAAUACAACGACAAGGUGGGGGGCUCCAGGAACUUCCUGGACCAGCUGCCAGACCACAGACCUCUGUAUCUGCCUGGGAGCUCAGACAUAACAAGUUCGUUGGGAGGACUGAAGAGCAAGCUGAGGGACUACGACACUGGUGCAGAAUCGGGAGGAGAGGAUCUGGACGAGAUCGACUUUAACUCCGAGUUCUCUGCCAUCAUGAAUGAGCAGGAGCGUCUGGACUACAAGAGGGAGUUUGACCGGGACCAUCUCGAGUACAAAGAGCUGCAGGCUGAGCUGGAUGACCUCAACAUGGGUCUGGCUGACCUGGACAAGGAACUGGACAGACAACCAGAGGGCAGCCCACAGUUCCUGGAUGCUAUGGAUAAGUACACCCGGAUGAAGAAUAUGAAGAAGUCCUCAGACUAUCAGCUGAAGAAGAAGAGGUGCAAGCAUCUGAAGGCCAAGCUGUCUCACAUCAAGAGGAAGGUCAGCGAGUAUGACCGCAGACCCUGAACCCUGACCACCAACCCCAGUCCAGAGCAGACUCCACCCUUGUCUGUCCAGGAAACUGGCCCCAAAAGAAGGAAGACCAUAAUGGGAGAGGGACCCAGAGAAGGCUUUUUUUCAAUGUGAAGUCAUAUGAACUUUUUUUAAAGAGGGAGAAUUCUCUGAAUGUCUAAUAAUGUUGUUUUAUUUUCUUAUUAAAGUUAGAUUGAUGUUGAGUCCCCCCCCCCCCCCCCCCCCCACAGCCCCAGGAUUGUACCCACAGCCGCGGGAAGUAGGGAUGCUGCCGCACCCCCUGAAAAAUCUUGAUGAUGUGGCUUAGUUGGUAGAGCAUGGUGCUUGCUAUGCUAGGGUUCUGGGUUCGAUUCCCACAGAGGACCAGUACAAAAAUCUGUGCACUCACUACUGUAAGUUGCUCUGGAUAAGAGUGUUUACUAACAUGGAAAAGGAAUGAAUAGACCAUUUCAAUUUUCACAUAGAAAUGAGUUGCCAAAGUAUUUCAAGAACAUGGAUAACAUAUCAAUAAAGUUUUUUUUUUUAUAUUCCACAAGUAUUUUAAAAUGACCUAUUUUGUACAGAUAAUUAUCAGACUCAAGUUAAAAAUGCUGGUAAACACUCAAAUACAUUUGGUACAUUUUUCUCCCCACAAAAGCAGUGCAUUGGGCCUGUAUUAGCGGACCGACAUAUACACUCCCCCUGUCGUCGCAGCAACCCCACCCCCAAACUACUUCCAGCGGCUAUGACAAUACCUCUAAUAUGUAGCCUAUACCGAGUCCCCAACAAUCGGAUGUUCCGGUUUUGGAAAGAGCCUGUGACUCGACUUCAGCUUUUGGACAUGAACAAGGUGACCAGCCAUCUUAACUCCUCCACAUUUACUGGAUUGAUUGAACAGUACAUAAGAGAAUGUCGUCAAUUGUUUUUUAAAAACAAUAUUUAUGGGAUCUAGUUUAAGGCGUUUAUUUUAAACCUGCUACGUUAGGUUACAGUUGGGUAAUGAUGGAUGGCGCAAGAUGCUAAAGGUUAUUAGAGCGCCCUCUAGGGUAUAGAUACAUGACAUGGCCAAUUCACGUUUUUUUUACAUGUUUGUACAUUUUUGUUUUAACAAAGGUUCUCAGGGGAUGCUCCUGUAUCCAAAUAAAAUAUUUUAUCUAUAAAAAAUAAAUACCCGGUGUGUACU
Molecule: messenger RNA, 2878 nt
Organism: Oncorhynchus mykiss (rainbow trout)
Lineage: Eukaryota; Metazoa; Chordata; Actinopteri; Salmoniformes; Salmonidae
Gene: oclnb
Product: occludin b
Biological process (GO): bicellular tight junction assembly
Cellular component (GO): cytoplasmic vesicle; apical plasma membrane; bicellular tight junction
Source: RefSeq, a predicted model, not a curated record